This is a messenger RNA of Prorocentrum cordatum, 640 nucleotides long. NCBI's taxonomy places the organism in Eukaryota, Dinophyceae, Prorocentrales, Prorocentraceae. The record is from the annotation of a GenBank genome assembly.
GUGCUGCUGGACGGCGCCGUGGCGGAGCCUGGCGCGGCCGCUCCGGCGGGCGCCGGCGCUGCUUGCGAGGCUGGGGCGCCGCCCGCGGCGGCGGCAGAGCCGGCGGAGGAGAUCGGUCCGCUGAUGGUCUGUGAGGACGCGGGCGGCCCCUCGGGCUGCGAGACCGCCGCGGCGGCGCCCGAGCUGGCGGCGGCGGGGGCGCCAGAGCUGGCGGCGGCGGAGGCGGCGGAGCCCGUGGCGGCGGAGGCGGCGGAGGCCGUGUCCGCGGACUGGGCCGCCUUCACCCCGGAGGUCGUGUGCCGGGAGCUGUGCAUGGCCCGCACCUGGGCUGGCGGCAAGGGGGGCCAGUGCCACAGGCCUCCGGGCCGCCCAAGUGGGGCUGGAGCAGGUGGGGCCGGACGAUCGCGCCGCAUCGACAGUGCAUCGCCGACGUCACCGGAUCCAGGCGCCCGCGCGGCGCGAGCCUCUUCUGCCCAGGCCACCUCGCCGUCCGCAGCCACGGGCAGGUCGACGGCCCCGUCCCGGCGGCGAAGCUGGGGCAGUUCGUGCGGGCGGCGGCCGGCCGAGCCGCCGGGGCACGGCUGGCGGCCGCGGGCGCCCGGGCCGAGGGGCUGUCCAGCGGGCGCAGGGGGGCGCCGCG